UAGCGUUGUUUCCUCUCCUCUCUCUUCUCUCCUCUCCUCUCCUCUCUCUCUAGAGAUUAUCUCUUGUGAUCUAACCUUUUAUCUCUGAUAAGAUGAAGAAGCGUGGAUAUGUAACAUCUUCUUCUGAUGAAACUGAAGAACCGAAUGUCCACCAGCUGGAACAGCCUGAAAGUUCCAGAUCCAAAAGAGGUGGUAAAGAGAUGGUAGAGGUUGAAGAGAAGGCAUCUCUUCACCAACGAAAAAAUGGAGGCCUUAACAGAAAACAAGAGAUAAAGCCGGAUAACAAUUAUCCAAAGCUGGAAGCACUUGUGACGGAACUGAAAGGUCUAAAGGAUACAACUGAAGAAUUGGUAAAGGAGAAAGAGAAACCUAAAUCUAAGAGAACUGCUUCGGAGCAGGAGAUUGAGACACUUAAAUCUAACAUUACUGUGCUGGAGAAGGAGAGAGAUAAAUCUAAGGUUACUGCUUUGGAGCUGGAGAUCGAGAGAAUCAAAUCUAAGGAUCCUGCUUUGGAGCUGAAGAUCGAGACACAAAACCAUGUGGUUACUACUCUGGAGCAGGAGAUCGAGAAACUUAAAUCUAGGGUUACUGCUAAGGAGCAGGGGAUCGAGACAUUUAAAUCUGAGGAAACUGCUUCGGAGCAGAGGAUCGAUAGAGUUAAAGCUAAGAUUACCGCUAUGGAGCGGAAGAUCGAGAGACAAAAAAGUUUUAUGCAAGAGGGGGAGAAGAAGUCAAUGGAAAUUGGCAGUCCACCGAACAUUGGCAGUCCACCGAACAUAGGCAGUCUGGUGGAUCCUAUGCACACAGAUUUUGAAGAAGACACUGAUGCUUUUCCUCUCCUACCUCCCGAAAGACCUGCAAAAAAGACAUGUCCCCCAACAAGCAGCACUUUAUCUAGUGGCUUCACAUCCAGUACUUACCAGUCAAUCUGCCAAUUUGCCACUGCACUGGUCACUCAGAAUCAUCUGCCCUCCACUGCUGGGGGUGCUGAAUUGGAGGAAGCCACACUUAACAAGCGAGCCUCUACCUCAGCUUCGGGUAUAAGCAGCACAACUGAUGUUCUGAAGCUUUACAAGAAUAUGGAGCCUUGUGUUUCCCUUGCCAUCCAGCUUGUACAAGAGAUAUCUAGAGCACUAAGAGAGUCAAGAGCUGUGAAUGCCGACGAGUACAGUGCCUACCAAGCCAAAGAUACUGCAGAUGACGAUAGCUAGGGAGCGGCUCUCUGGCUGGUCUUGCGUAGAACCGAUAAACGGCGGCACAGUCCCAGCAAAUAUAGGCCUUUAAAAAUAUAUUAUAUGUAGUGAUAAUUGAGAUGCCUGUUUGAUCCCUUCGAACAAUUUUUGUUUCUUCAGUUUUUUCUUCUUCUUUUAUUUUUUUUAUCUAUCAUAUGGAGGGUUUGUUGUUUUGUAAUUCGAAGUCUGAAUUUUUUAUUAUAAUUCUAAAUUAAGGUUUUUAUGUCAA
This is a messenger RNA of Rubroshorea leprosula, 1461 nucleotides long. NCBI's taxonomy places the organism in Eukaryota, Viridiplantae, Streptophyta, Magnoliopsida, Malvales, Dipterocarpaceae. The record is from the annotation of a GenBank genome assembly.